Lingula anatina is the source of this 4799-nucleotide messenger RNA. RefSeq lists its product as uncharacterized. The record is from RefSeq and is a predicted model, not a curated record. Gene Ontology annotation, molecular function: damaged DNA binding. Gene Ontology annotation, biological process: DNA double-strand break processing involved in repair via single-strand annealing; DNA repair. NCBI's taxonomy places the organism in Eukaryota, Metazoa, Brachiopoda, Lingulata, Lingulida, Lingulidae.
GCUAAAAAGCGGGAUCUGUGAUUUCUAUUUCAUGUAAACAUUCCCCCUUGCAGUUCCGCAUCCGUUGAGAUUAUAAAUACCCCCAUUGUAGCUCAGCAUUCAGUAUUAGCUUAAGAUCUCAUACAACAGAAGAUAAAGGGUCGUGCAAAAAGAAAACCAAGAUGGCAGAGGCAGAUAAUAGUACUAGCCCUGGCAACCGAUUGCAGGACACCAGUCUCAUGAAGCCUGCAGAAGACCUUGGCAGUAGUCUUAGCAACAAUAACCAUGGCAACGACAGCAGUGUUUCUAGGUCCAUGGAGGAUCUGGUCAAGGAGUUGUUGAACAAACAUAACCAAACUGUGCAGAGCCACCACAAAGAGGCGACUCAAUACAAGACCGAGUACGAAAAUGCUGUCAAAAUGAUGGAGCGCCUGAAGUGGAAGAUGAGUGAGCUUUACAAAAGUUAUAAGAAACAAAAGCUGGAUAAUCUUCUACUGCAGGAGAAACUGGUCCAAGUAGAGCACAGAUUUAGAAACACGAAGUGCAGCUUGUGCCAGAAGGAAAUUGACUCUUCAGAAAAGGAGGACAAAAUUACAAGUGAGCAGAGUGACACCAGUCCCCAGGAAGAGGCUGGGUCACGGAGAGCAAUACUGAAACUGAGGGGACAGAAGAGAACCAGAUACAAAGAGGACCCACAGGUAGAUUCCAAAAAGAUGAGACCAAGUAUCGAUGAUGAAAGUUCAUCCCAAAAUGCAACGUGCAUCAACCAAAGCCAGAAAAGCCUUGCUACAGCUAAGAAACCAACUUCUCUUGGGGCCACUGUUGGAGACAUUUUGACCAAGGAUCUCAGAGAGGGAGAAACGCAGUUCUUAAAGACACAAAAAAUCUUGGCGCCAGAGACAUGUGCUUUUGACCUAAUCGAUCCCAUUGAUGAAAGUUUCAAUGAACAUAUUUCAGUUAAAGACAUCAUACUGAAAGGACCUGAGGAGGAUGAAACUCAGAGAAGAAAACCUCAAAAAGUUUUGGCAGUAGAGACUUGGCCAGAAGAGACAAUCCCAGAAUGCUCCACACUAGAGACAUCUCAUAACCUUGACCUCUCACAUGACCUUGAAAACAGAAAGGUCAUUGCCACUGAAACUGAAACAGAGAAGAAAAAUUUUGGUGAUGAGUUGGGAAACACUCUUGAAUCUACUGCUUUGGGCUCAGAAGAGGAUGUUCAGAUGGUAGCAAAACAUAAAAGGGAUAGAAGAGGGCAAAAACCAGAACAAAGUAAGUCUUUUCAUAGAUUGACAGACAGAACAAGUCCUAGUGAGGAAGGUAUCCAGACCUUGGUAACAAGGGUUCCAGAAACUGUCAAUAUUGAAGACCAAGAUGGUGAUGAUGACGUUAAGUCCAAUCCAGACAACAGUCAAGAUGGUAUUGCUAAGGACAAUGGCAAGAAUUCCACCAAAUGCAUUUAUAAUGAGUACACACAGCAGGAUGCCACCAUUACCAAUCAUUGCCUUACCAAUGAAGAAGACAGAUAUACCAAGAGCUCUAUUACCAGGAAGACAGUUAAACCAAUCAACGAGGUCUACGAACAAAAGGAGACACAAAGCCAUGGUUACAAAAUGAAAAGAAGUGAUGGUGAUAAUCUAUUUGAUCACAGUGUUGUUAGCCCCCCUUCUCCCCCUCAUGCCAGCACCCCUGUGGAACCCCGAAUCCACAGAAAACAAUAUGGCGGACAUCCCCAAAAUGUCUUUACCUCUUCCCCCAUUGGUAACAGCAUUGUUGAAGGUGGACUGUUAUCAGAUUUGGGCAUAAAUGAAGAAGAAAAUGGUUGUAGAGGUGAAGGAAAAGUCAGCAGUGCCAGUGGUCAUGGGAACCGUAGCCAAAUCAACUGUAACCAAGGCAAUCAAAAUCAGGAGAUAUAUAACCAUGGCAACGAGUUGCUUUCUAAAAGGGAUGAACAUAAUUCCAAAGAUAAGAGACAAACUGUGACUGAGAAUGAAUUGGAGUCUGAAAAGAAAUCUGCCAACUCCCAAAGAAAAGCUAUGAGACUUGUGCGCCACUGCAGCAGCAAUGAUGAAAUUGACUCAGAAAUACCUGCCUCUCCAAUAUUUGGCAAACAGAACACCACCGAUGGUCCAGAUGAUGUCAAAUCUCCAGCUUUGUUUGAUGAUGAUGAUGAUCAUGGUCAAGUGGCUGUGGAUCAGCCACAUAGGCAAUACGGAUCACCAUUCACUAGAGGCAAAAAACUGUCCCCAGGGAUUGAGGGGUAUGAAAGCGAAGAGUCACCUCUAAUGUUUAAGAAUAUUGCCAAUUUAAAACGUGGUUGGAAACCAGGACAGAAAAAGUCAAAAUUGCCUGAUGGUGAAAGGACAUUGUCUCCACCUGGUGGUAAAACUAGACUUUUCAUAGAAUCAGGAGGGUAUGAAAGCGAAGAGUCACCUCUAAUGUUUAAGAAUAUUGCCAAUUUAAAACGUGGCUGGAAACCAGGACAGAAAAAGUCAAAAUUGCCUGAUGGUGAAAGGACAUUGUCUCCACCUGGUGGUAAAACUAGACUUUUCAUAGAAUCAGGAGUUAGCGCGCCUCAGUCCAAGUCUCAACAAACUUUAGGGCCGUCUCGCAGAUUUGAAGGAAUUGAUGGAGAAGACGAUGAAAGAACUCGACCAAAAGCUCAAGAGCAGAACCAAGAGAAGUUUGUUAAGAGGAGAUCAAAGAGACUACAGAUGUUAGAAGUACCUUUCAGUGUGUCUCCACCGAGCUCUCCAAACCAUAUGAGGAAAAAUCAGAAAAAAGAAGAACGGAAGCUGCUCCGUCAGUCUACUUUGACCCAGGGCUUCUUCUCACCGAAGAAGAUCCCAGUGUCCAGUCUAGCAAAUUAUAAUGGUGGCGUUCUCAAAUCUGAAGCUGGUAAAUUUGAGGAAGAGGAUUUGAAGAAGGCUAUCUUGGAAUCUCUGGCAGAUGCCAAGAAGAAUGAAGAAGAGGAUGAUUUGGACCUAGCAUUAAAAUUAUCACUACAAGAAAGCCACCGUGUUGAAAGCAGUAGCUCUGUACAUGUAAACAAAGAAAGCUCUGCAGUGAUUUCAAAUGUAGGUGGUGAUGCUGAGCAAGACAGUCCCUCUGCUGUGAUACAUAAAGAAGUCGAUGAAAAUACACCACCAAGGGAACAGUUUAAAAAGCCCAGAACACCCAUUGGUAGUCCUUCAGCAAAGCAACAGUGUGCCUCCAAAGCCCAUAGCCCAAAAAGUUUAAGAAACCAGAGACACAAAAGUCAUGCCACUUUUGACCCCGAUGAAACAUGCUUGCCUUUUCUCACUCAGAGUCCUUCUGUGCCAAUGAUUUAUCAGAAUGAAGGCAUGGACUUGAAUGGUAGCAUAGACCCAAGUGUGCGUCUCUCUGAAUACGACAUUGAGUCUCAAGAUGAAACAUUUUGUGAUGAUCCUCAGCAGGAAAUGUCAAGGUCAAGGUCAGGGAUGAGUUCAAAUAUAGCAUUGGGGUCAAGGUCACAUAAUAUCACAGAUGCAAAUGCCAGCUUGGACACAAGUGAAACCCUUCUAAAUUGCAAUCGAGGGGCUGGUGCAGUUCCUAUACCUGAUUUAGAGGAAGAAUCUCAAGAAAUAGACUGUACUCACAGAAGCGUUACUUUUGGCAAAGUUGAUAAACAUAUCAGAAAAGGGGAGGAGUCCCAAAUGAUAUCGAACAGAGAAAAAGAUGACAUAGAAACACAGCAGCAUCAAGAUGAAGAACCCAAUCUGCAGAGAAACAUAAAGAGCAAAGAGAUGAUCAGUAAAAGAGAGGGGGUUUUCAACAAGGGGAAGUGCCCCAGAUACCAUAGUGACAAUGAUGGUGAUGUGACAUUUAAUGCAGCCUUAGACCUAGUGCAUUCUGAGAUGGAUGAAGAUUUGAUGAUGGAGAAAGAUGUUUCAGAUUCACAACCGCAGGAUGCCAAUUUGCUAGAUGACAGCUUUGACAGAGUACCAAAAGCUGAGGGCCCUGCCUAUAAAUAUGUGGAUGUGGUGAGGAAGAGGGAUGAUAGAAGAAAACUAGAGGCCUUUGACUGUCCUGAAUGUGAAGAGUACUUUAAGGACAUGAAUCUCACAGCUGAAGAGAAACGGGAACGUGCAAAGCAGUGUUCUCGCCAUCGAGCAAAAUAUGUGCCUCCUAGUACACCGCCCCACUUCUGGGACAUUGGUUUCCCUGACACCCAGGAGUGUAAGGAAAGAGGUUACAUCCGUGAGGCAACACAGAGGGGUCCCUCAGCCUAUAGGAGAAGAAAGCCUUUAAAGCAGAUAUUUGACAGCUAGGCUCCCAUUGGUGGUUGUAAAAUGUAUUAAUUAUUUUCAUUGGAUAAAAUGUAUCAGUUAUUUUCAUUGAAUGUAGCUAGGCUUACAUUUGUGUUCUUAAAAUGUAUCAAUAAUUUUCAUUGGAUGUAGCUUGGCUCCAAUUUGUGGUGUAAAAAUUAUCUGUUAUUUUCAUUGGAUGUUGUAAACUGUGUACAAGGUUAUUGGUUAAGAUGGAAGGUGUAACCUAGGUUUUAUUUGGAUGUCAGUAAGAAUAUAGAUACUGGGGAUUUUCCAGUAUGAGUGUCAUAGUAAAAAUUUAAAAAAUCUAAAACUGAAAAUGAGUUAACUUUAUAGAUCAAAGUAUUUUCAACAAUUAACUUGGUGAUAAAGGGGAAUACACUGAAGUUUUUUUGCAAUCAGUUGAUUGACUGUAUUAUCAAGUUGGACUGAAAUUAUAAGCAAAUUUUGAUUUGAUUACCAUACGUAAUACUUCACUGGGAAGCAGUAAAUGUCAAUUUCAUACCCAAACGGGGUUAUUGGUAAACAUAAUUU